AUGCCCAAAGACAAGCGAAAACGCCCCUCGGGCGCCGACUCCUCGCCCUAUGCCAAACCCACCUCCGCCAAAGCCUCGGCCGCGCACUCCAUCUUCAAAAUGGACAAAGAUCUCGGCCAGCACAUUCUCAAGAACCCCGGUGUCGCUAGCGCUAUUGUGCAGAAAGCCUUCCUUAAGCAGUCCGACCAUGUCCUCGAAGUCGGUCCGGGAACGGGAAAUCUGACGGUGCUUAUACUGAAAGCUGCCAAAGCGGUGACGGCCGUGGAAAUGGAUCCGCGUAUGGCUGCCGAAUUGACGAAGCGUGUCCAAGGGACACCCGAGGCAAAGAGGCUCAAAGUUAUGCUGGGCGAUGUCAUCAAGACAGAACUCCCGCAUUUCGAUGUGUGCAUCAGCAACACGCCAUACCAGAUUUCGUCGCCGCUGGUUUUCAAGCUGCUUAGCUUGCCGAGUCCGCCGCGCAGUUGCAUUCUCAUGUUUCAGCGGGAGUUCGCGAUGAGGUUGUUUGCCAAGCCCGGAGAAAAGCUGUACAGUCGGUUGAGUGUGAACGUCCAGAUGUGGGCAAAAGUCAGCCAUAUAAUGAAGGUUGGGCGGAAUAACUUCAAUCCGCCGCCGCUGGUGGAGUCGAACGUUGUGCGCAUCGAGCCGAAGUUUCCACGGCCGCAGAUUGCGUAUGAGGAGUGGGAUGGCUUGCUCAGGAUUGCGUUCGUGCGCAAGAACAGGACGCUGAGAGCAAGUUUCUUGGGCACGGCCGCUGUCGUGGAGUUGUUGGCGAGCAACUACCGCCUCUUUUGCGCGCAGAACAACAUUGAACUCGACGACUCGCCAGUUGGUCCCGAAGACGAGGUGGAAGCCAUGGAAGUCGACGCCGCUGAAGAAGAGUUCAAUGGUUUCUCCGACCCCGACGAUCCGGAUGACGAGCUGCCCGACUUUUUCAAGCAGAUGCAGGCGGAGGGCAAAAAGAAGAAUGGUUUGAACAGAAAGAAGAAGGGAAGAGUCAGUGAGUUGGUGCGAGAAAAGGUCAGAAAGGUUCUAGAGGACGAUACGGAGCUGGCAGACAAGCGAGCGAGAAUGUGUGAUGAGGGUGAUUUCUUGAAGCUGUUGUAUGCGUUCAAUCAGGAGGGCAUACACUUCAGCUAG
Molecule: messenger RNA, 1137 nt
Organism: Parastagonospora nodorum SN15
Lineage: Eukaryota; Fungi; Ascomycota; Dothideomycetes; Pleosporales; Phaeosphaeriaceae
Exons: 1
Coding region: 1-1137 (378 amino acids)
Biological process (GO): rRNA methylation
Cellular component (GO): mitochondrial matrix
Molecular function (GO): rRNA (adenine-N6,N6-)-dimethyltransferase activity
Source: RefSeq, a predicted model, not a curated record